Molecule: messenger RNA, 2260 nt
Organism: Chironomus riparius
Lineage: Eukaryota; Metazoa; Arthropoda; Insecta; Diptera; Chironomidae
Source: the annotation of a GenBank genome assembly
CUCACAUUCUGUUAAUUAAAAAAAAGUGAAACCAGAUUUGAGACUCUCAUCUUCAGUUUUGUUUAUACACGAAGUGAGUCAAGAGUUGUCAUAAUGUGUUAGAUGAAAAUAAGAGAAAAAGCUUGAAUUAUUGCAAAAUUAACAAAAAUAAAACAUGGAGGUCCUAAAUGUCGCAGAAAAUAAUGAUGAUGCUGCUCAAAACAAUACGGUUCAGAAGCAAACACUCGGAGGGAGCAUCAAUAAGUUGUUUCAAAAUAUUACGGUGGAACCUUUAAUAAUUUGUUGGCUUCUUCCAUUUUUGAUAACGUAUGCUGCAAUUGAAAAUAUGAAUUUGGAAAAGGGAUGUCGUGAGCUUGUGGUUCCUGAAACUGGUUUCAAUAAAGACAUUUGCAAAAUAUUUGUCAGAAAGGAUGAAUUUGGCAUUAAUUGUCUCGUGACAGAAGACAAUGCGACACAAUUCGAAAAUGUAAAAAGCGACGAAAUAAAGAAGAAAUAUGAAGUCUUAUACGCAUCGAUUGAAGAUAAGCUACCUCAAGUUUACCAAUUUUUGUGUGAUUCUGAAGAAAAGGUUCAAGAAAAGCUGUCAUUCAUAAAUUCAAUCCGCAAUCCAAUUGCAUCAAUUGGACCCCUUAUUAUAAUUUUGUUUGCUGGUCCUUGGUCCGAUAAGAAGAAACUAAGAGUUCCUUGUAUGUUGGUUCCUUAUAUUGGAGAAGCACUUGGCUAUAUUUCACUUUUUAUUUCUGCAAUAUUCAUCAAUGGACCAGUUGAAUUCCCAGCCUAUGCAUACCGGUUAAUACCAAGUUUGACUGGAGCAGAGAAUCUUAUGAUUAUGGGGAUCUUUAGCUAUCUGACAGCAGUUUCUAAUGAAGAAAACAGAACAUUUCGAUUUGGAGUUUUCCAAAUUUUAAUGACCGUUAUACCAAUCGUGGCUCAAAGCAUCAGUCCAACUUUAGUCUCGAGAUAUGACUACGCAGAACUUUUUGGCGCUAUGAUUCCUGUUCAUAUUAUUGGAUUUAUGUACGCUGUCUAUUACUUAAAGGAACCAAAAAAUAAUGAUCCUAAAGAAGAUUACACGUAUGAUAAUCAAGCAUUAGAAGCAAGAAGCAUUAAUGGAACAAAUAAUAAUACAAGCAUUACUAAUGAAGAACCCGUGAGUUCCGAAAUGCUCCGUAAAAAUGCAUGCCUCGAAUUUUUCGAUCCUCAGCAUGCCAUUUACUGCAUCAGAUCAUUCUUUAAGAAGCGUGAAUUUGGACUUCGACAAAUCAUUAUUCUUUUCAUGCUUAUGCAUUUCUUAAUGCAUGGAAUUACACAAGGAGAAUCUCAAAACUUGUUUCUUUAUGGUCGUGUCAAACUUAACUGGGAUGUCAGCUAUUAUGUUUACCAUAAUGUCUUCACAAUUUCAAUGGGAUUAAUAGGAACAAGUUUGGCAAUUGGUGUGCUUAGUAAAAUGUUGCAAUUAGCAGAUAUCAUUUUAAUAAUAUUUUCAACAAUAUUGUCGAUAUUUAGUCGUGGUGUUUACAUGAUUGCAAAAAGCAUUGAAGUAUUUUUCAUUGGAACUGGAAUUGAUUUUAUGUAUUCAGUCAAGUUUUUAGGCGCAAGAAGUGUAAUUUCGAAAAUUGUUCCGGCAGAAGAUCUAAGCACAAUGUUUGCAAUCAUGGGUCUUUUUGAGGCUCUUGCAGGAUUUGUUUUUCCAUACGUAUACCCGACGUUCUAUCAAUUUCUUCUUAAAAGUCCAGAACAUGAUAUCUCUGAGAUGUUUGCUCUUAGUGGUAUUAUUUUUAUUUUUGCUCUCAUCAUUUACUUGUUUUUAUGGAAACUGUUAAAGCGAAAGGAAACGUUCGAAACAACACAAAAAGCAUCCGAAGAUACAAAAUUAUAAUCUCGUAUUAAGUUUUAAAAAUCUGUACCUAAUAUUUAUCCGACAUUUGUUUAAUCAUUACAAUAUAUGUCCUAUUAUUGAGCCACGUUUUUCUGUGAUUUUAAAUAUCUGAUUUAUUUACCACAGCAUUUUGUGAUUUUCUAAGUUAUACAAUUAUUAACAUUGAAUCUACGCAGAUUUUUUUGGAUCCCAAGCAUCCACUUUUGGUUUUGUAGUUGAAUAUGGGAAGUAUUGAUCUGUUAAAAGGAUAUUAUAUUAGAUCAAAUUGACAGUUUUCAAGAUAAAUGUGUCACCUGUAGUUCCUGACAAAUUUUCUGAGUGAUCAGCCAUCCAUUUAUAUUGUUUGCGAUUUCCAUCACGAUUUGGUGGUAAAUCCGUCUA